Messenger RNA from Mesitornis unicolor (brown roatelo), 2863 nucleotides. RefSeq names its product family with sequence similarity 135, member A (gene FAM135A). The record is from RefSeq and is a predicted model, not a curated record. The annotation marks the transcript as partial. NCBI's taxonomy places the organism in Eukaryota, Metazoa, Chordata, Aves, Mesitornithiformes, Mesitornithidae. The transcript has 5 exons.
CUUCAGAAAAUGGAAAAUCCUGAUGAACUGGCAGAACUGAUAAAUAUGAACCUUGCUCAGCUUUGCUCCCUGCUGAUGGCUCUCUGGGGACAGUUUCUGGAGGUCAUCACCUUGCAAGAGGAGGUCACAGCACUGCUGGCACAGGAGCACCACACAUUAAGGGUGCGCAGAUUUGCAGAGGCAUUCUUUUGUCUUGAGCACCCUAGGCAAGCUGCCCUUGCCUAUCAAGAACUACAUGCUCAAAGCCAUCUGCAGAUGUGUGCAGCUAUCAAAAACACCUCCUUCUGCAGUUCUCUUCCACCCCUCCCUAUCGAGUGCAGUGAACUUGAUGGAGAUACAAACUCCUUGCCUAUAAUCUUUGAAGACCGAUACUUGGAUUCAAUUACUGAAGAUCUGGAUGUGCCCUGGUUGGUAGUUCAGAGUCUUCCAAGGUCAGAGUCCAAUAAACUGGAUAAAUUUGAAGCUGAAGAAGGUUUUGUAGCUGGUUUUACUAGCCCGGAUCUGAAAACAAGACCUGCAGGUGCCUCCAACCUUUGGCAUUCAGAAAGCGAAAAGACGCUAACAAAAACUUUGAAAGGGAAAAAUGAAGAUGCAAAUAAAUCCAAAGUUAAGGUUACCAAGCUCAUGAAAACAAUGAAACCUGAGAACACAAAAAAAGUUGUGAAACAGAACUCUAAGGACUCUGUGGUCUUAGUAGGCUACAAAUGUUUGAAAAGUGCAGCACUGGAAGAUGCUUCUAGAAGCUCCGAAGGCAGGCCUUCAUGCAACGCUCACGAAGGGCUGGACCCUACUUUAGGUGGCUUUUCUUGCGAUACAAAGACCUGCACCAGGCAAAUAAGUCAAAGAGAACUUGAAUUUUUGCCAUCUGGAACUGAGGAAAAGGCUGCCAGGAUUGAAAGUGUCCAACCGGGUGCGGGUAGCCCCGUGCACUGCGAAAACGUGGCUGGUUUUGGUAGACUUGCUAUUUCCCAGACAGGUUCUGGGGCUGCACAAGCAGGUAGUGCUCUACCACCCAGGGGUACACUUGAGGGUUGUCAUGAAGGUCAACCAGGUUCCUCAGCAGUCAGGGCAAUUGAGAUCAAACCAAGUACUAAGCACCCCUACGAAGGGGAGAAGGUAACUUUUCACAUUGGGUCGUGGGCUGAGUUUCCGCAAGAUGGGGUGCAAGGAGAGAAUUUGCAGACUCCCAAUAUUCGGUCUUCAGAAUCUGGAAAUAAAUUGAAUUUGGGAGAACAGGAACCACCAGUGCUUGAAAAGGAAGAUGUCCACGAAAGAAACUGCAGACAUAGCAGUGACAUCUUGACAAAAAUGAAAAGUCAUCAGCCUGCUCUUUCUACAAAAGAAAGUCCACUUCCUGCAGGAGCAGACACAAGUAAGUUACCAGACGUUAGUGUGACGUGCGCCUCCUCUAGGUUCUCAGAUUCAGGUGUAGAAAGUGAACCAAGUUCCUUUGCAACUCACCCCAACCCCGAUCAGGUUUUUGAAAGCGUUCAAGGGCAAAGUGCGUGCAAUGGGGACAGAGCAUUUCCCCAGCUCCUACUAAAACCGGACUGUGCCCUAAAAAACGCUGUAGAAAGCCACUGCACUGAGAGUACCAGCGCUGUGAGUGAGAUCCAGUCAUCCCUGACGUCCAUCAACUCCCUGCCUUCAGAUGACGAUGAGCUGUCACCCGAUGAGAAUUCAAAGAUAUCUGUUGUACCUGAGUGCCAGUUAAGUGACAGUAAAACCGUGUUGGAUCUUGGAGCGAUCGACUUGCCAAAAUGUGACGACGGUCAAAAGUCGAGCACCCAUUUGCAGCAACAGUGUGGUGCAUUUUCAGGGCAGUCAGAUAACAAAACUCUGUCUGUGCAUUCCUCGCCCUCAGGAACAAAAGAUCUGUUACACUCGGUUGUUUCCGAUGAGGGCACAUCUACCGAUGUGAAAAGUUACAGCCCACAGGCAGACCUUAGCACAACCCACAAGGACUCUCAGGACCUCGAAAGGCAUCUUGACACUACAGAAGAAACAGCUAAAUUGCAUUUGGGAAUUGCUUGUGUGGGUGCGCCGCCUGCGGUUUCAGGUUCUUCGUCUGUAAAUGCGGUGUACGAGGUUGAGAAAGCACAUGAAGGAAAACAUAAGGAGCCCUUAGAACUAAAGGAGGCAACUGAGGAACUGUCAGGAGCUCAAACUGAACCUGGUCCAGAUAACCCUUCUCCAACCAGUAGUACUGACAUGGUAAAGCAGGGGCUGGUCGAAAACUAUUUUGGCUCUCGAAGCAGCACGGAUAUUUCCGAUAUUUGGCCUAUGGACAACAGCAAUCCUGUUAGCCCUCAAAAGGAACCGUAUGAAAAACAAAUCAGUUGCUCUUCCCAACAAGAGGAGGAAGAAGAGGAGGAUCAAGAAAUGAUUGAAAACGGGUAUUACGAGGAAACAGACUAUAGUAUAUUAGAUGGGGCUUCCAGUGCUGACCAGGAUCCUGGCCCAGCAGAAGAGAGAGCCCUGAGAGCUGACGGGGGGCAUCUGCGUGAGGGAAUGGCUGUGCCUCCUGUCUGCGCUCCUGGCUGUCUCUCUUUUCCUUCCUCUCUGAGGGACUCUCCUUGCAAUGUUAUCUGUUCUUCGAGGAAUAAAUCGGAUGCAAUCACACAGCAGCCGGGCAGCGCAGCCUACAGCUCGGCUUCGUCUGCUUCCUGGUAUGAAAGCUCCCCCAAACCUCAAAUGUUAGCUUUCCUACAGGCUAAAGAAGAGCUGAAGCAACUAAAACUUCCUGGAUUUAUGUAUAGUGAUGUUUUCAAACUGGCUUCUUCAAUACCUUAUUUCAGUAUGGAAGAGGACGACUGUUCAGAGGAAGGAAUACAUCUUAUAGUCUGUGUCCAUGGCCUAGAUG